AUGCCAACCGAAGAGGAACUCACUGUCCGUAUUGCGGCCGCUGGCGACGCAGUGCGCGACCUGAAGGCGAAGAAAAACGCGGACAACGCGGCAGCCAUCAAAGACGCAGUGGCGCAGUUGCUCGCACUGAAGGCGCAGUUCAAAGACGUGACUGGUAAAGCAUUCGGUCCGCCGCCCAGUGCCACGAAGAAGAAGCAGAAGAAGAACGAGACGGACAACGAAAAGCCAAAGGGGGAGACGGCUGAGGUGUCCGACGGAGCGAAGGACCCGUCGACAAAGUCCAAGAAAGAGCUCAACAAAGAGCGCAAGAAGGCGCACAAGCUCGCGGUCAAGACGGGCACAGCCGACGCGUCUCCUGCUGCUGCUUCUUUAGCUACUGCUACGUCAGAUGGUGCUACUGCAGCUGCUGGAGUGAAGCCGUUGAAGAGAGCUGUGUACGCUGCCAUGGAGCUGCCUCCCCCUUCAGCUGAAAACGACGGAGUGAUUGUGUUUUCGAGCGCGGGUCAGCUCCCCCGCGCCAGCUUUGCCGUGGCGCAAUUGGUCAAGUACACGCCUGAAUUCCGCAACAUUGGACGGGACGCUGCGAGCGCAGCUCUGGUGCCGACGCUGACGCGCGCCGACGGGCGUCUCGUGUCGGGCGACUUUGCAGUUGCGCGCUACUUGGCGCGUCUGAAGCCCGAAUUGGGGCUGUAUGGUGCAGCGUUGAAAGAUGCAGCGGCUACAGAGGCAGCGCUGGUGUUUUCGCAGAUCGAUGCGUGGCUCGACUUUGCGUUGACGCGUUUCGGCUCGCGCAUGGACGACGAUAGUGGACUGCAGAUCUUGAAUCGUGUGCUCCAGACGCAGACUUUUAUUGUGGGCCACGCGCUGUCGCUCGCAGACAUUGGCGUUUGGGCAUUACUUUCGCCGCUGCGGAACGUACUGGACUUGUCCGUGUUCCCGAACGUGGCUCGCUGGUUCGCGCACUUGGAAGCACAGCAGACAGUGUUUGCCAAGAUAGACAGCACGCUGAAAGCCAUGAAAGCGCCUGCCCCGGUCGGAGCUGUGAAGAAGGGAAAGGACUCAGGCAGCUGUCCGCCUCUGAAGGAUGCUGUGGAUGGACAGGUUGUGACGCGUUUCCCCCCUGAACCAUCAGGAUACCUGCACAUUGGCCACAUCAAGGCUUGCAUGCUGAACAACUACUACGCGCGCCACUACCACGGCAAGCUCAUUGUGCGUUUCGAUGACACGAAUCCAAGCAAAGAGAAGGAGGAAUUCGAACAGAGCAUUCUCGCUGACCUCAAGCGCGUUGGUGUCGAGCCGGAUAUAGUGAGCUACACGUCGGAUUACUUUCCGAAGAUCGCCGACUUUGCUCGCCAGAUGAUCCGUGAGGGCCACGCGUACAUGGACAACACGCCGCAGGAGCAGAUGCGUGAGGAGCGCAUGGAAGGCACUAAUUCCAAGUGUCGCGACCAAGCACCAGAGAUGAAUCUGGCACUGUUCGAGAAGAUGCUCAAGAAUGCCCCAGAGGCUCACGGCUGCUGCUUGCGUGGCAAGAUCGACAUGCAGGCCAAGAACAAGACGAUGCGCGACCCAGUGUUUUUCCGUCUGAACCCGACGCCACACCAUCGCACGGGGACCAAGUAUCUAGCGUAUCCGACGUACGAUCUGGCAUGUCCCAUUGUAGACUCGUUGGAGGGCGUGACCCACGCGCUGCGCACGACGGAAUACAAUGACCGCGACUUCCAGUACCAGUGGGUGCUGGACACGCUCCGCCUGCGCAAGGUGGUCAUCCAGAGCUUUGCUCGCAUGAACUUUGUGUACUCAGUACUGUCAAAGCGGAAACUGCAAUGGUUUGUAGACAACGGCCAUGUUGAGGGUUGGACGGAUCCGCGUUUUCCGACUGUGCAAGGCGUGCUGCGUCGUGGCGUUCAGGUAGAAGCGCUGCGUGAUUUCAUCCUCAGCCAGGGCGCUUCACGCCGCAUCACGGACAUGGAGUGGGACAAGUUCUGGACACUGAACAAGCGUGUGCUGGACCCGACUGCCCCGCGUUACUUCGCUGUCGCCAAAGAGUUUUCGGUGCCGCUUACGCUGACAAAUGUGGAGGACAAGGUGGUAGGAAUGCCAAUCGACCGCCACCCAAAGGACCCGUCCAUGGGCAUCAAAAUGGUGCGCUUCUGCAACAAACUGUUGCUCGAGCGUGAUGACGUGGCUAACUUCGUCGAGGGCGAGGAGGUGACUCUCAUGCGCCACGGCAACAUCAUCAUCAAGAAGGUAAACAAGGCCGCAGACGGCACCAUUGCCAGCGUUGAGGCCGAGAACUUCCCGGAAGGUGACUUCACGAAGACGAAACUGAAGGUCACGUGGCUGGCUGACGUGCCGGAUCUAGUGCCGCUAGUGCUAGUCGAGUUCGACCACUUGCUCAACAAGGCCAAGCUCGAGGAAGACGACAACUUCCAAGACUAUCUCACGGAGACGACGCGCGCCGAGAUGCACGCUUUGGGCGACCACGAGCUCCGCAACAUCAAGCAAGGUCAGGUCGUGCAGCUGGAGCGUCGCGGCUACUUUCGCGUGGACGUGCCGUACAUUUCGGACAACAAGCCUGUCGUCAUGUUCAUGGUGCCCGACGGGAAGGCCAAAGCCAUGUCGACGUUGUCCACCAAGCUUGUCCAUCGGUAA
This is a messenger RNA of Hyaloperonospora brassicae, 2655 nucleotides long. The record is from the annotation of a GenBank genome assembly. NCBI's taxonomy places the organism in Eukaryota, Oomycota, Peronosporomycetes, Peronosporales, Peronosporaceae.